Messenger RNA from Stylonychia lemnae, 2628 nucleotides. The record is from the annotation of a GenBank genome assembly. NCBI's taxonomy places the organism in Eukaryota, Ciliophora, Spirotrichea, Sporadotrichida, Oxytrichidae.
AUGAACAGAUCAUUUAAUGGCUCCAGUGGAUCCAAGAUAAAGUAGCCUUAACGUUCUCCAAGGCACAGUCCUCGACAAGAAUAGCAAAAUGUGUCGAAGACGGGCGAUUUCAAAAGAAUUCUGGAGGAUUUACAGCCAGAACCUUCAGAAGAGCGUGAUGCUAAGAUGGAUUUCCUAGAUCCUCUUUUCUUUCAAAAGAGAUAAACCUCAAGAAUAAGUGAGUUAUAACUACCUUCAGUGUUAGUGAAUGGAGAAUUAGUAGAAAGCUUUGAAAAAGAAAAAACUGAAGAUGCAGAUAAUAUUGAUAUAUCCUUGCCUAUGCAAAAGACCUAAUCAAAAAAAGAAGAUAUAUACAAUAUUAACUUAAAAGCAAAUCUCUAGAAUAAUAAAGGAACUGCUACAAGUAGAAAUGUAAAUACAAACAAGAAAUUAUAAACUUAGAAUGUGGCUACUGACCACGAUUCUAAGUAGGCUUAUGCCUUUAAAACUACUGCUUUAUUCAGUAAGACAGGCGCAGGAAAAGGAUAAAAACUUUCUAACUCCGUAUUAAUUUCAGACAAUGAAACUUAAGGUAACAUUCAGGCAAGCGAUUCAAAAAAACUACCUUAGAAGCAGAUGAAUCCUCCAAGUUUGAACAAGAAAUAGCUAUCUAGCAAAAUUUAAGAGUCAAUUAUAGAUGACAAAUCUAAGACAUACAAACCUGCUGCUACUCCAGCUGCAAAAUCUAUGAGGACUUUUGCUGAAUUUAAAAAUCCAACCAGUGGAGCCAAAAAUAGAAUAAGUGGUUUUGAAUCAGAUAACAACGAUGAAUUUAAAUAGAGCUUUUAGAAAGAUACAAAUCGUAAAUCGAUCAUUGGCUAGCAGAGUGACUUUGAAAAAUCUUUUGAUCACUCAAACAGGCCUUCAGCAGCAAUUGCUAACUCAAAAAGAUCUUCAAUUCUUCUUAAUAACAUUGGAGCUGAGGAUUAAACAAACUAAUAGAAUAGAAGACAUAGUAGAACAAACUCAAAUAACAUUGAAGGGGUUGAUCCUAAGAUAUAACUAAACUCUAAUGACUAGCAUAAAAAUAAGAAUAAAGCUUUGAUGAAGCAGAGAAUCAUGAAACAAAUUGAUGAUAACUUAGCAUCUGUCGGUUUGGAGUCUGAACAAUAAAGUGUAACUAGAGAAUAAAUCACAGAAAAUCCUUAAAAUAAGGAAAUCACGCUUAGAGAUUUCAAAAUUUUGAUUCUCUCUAUCAAUAAGAUAUUCUUUGAUUGGAUGACUCUCUCUGCAGUAAAUGUAGAUGAAUCCUAAAAAGUUUACAAAGAUUUUGGAUUUUUCUACAAUGGCAAAUUCUAUAUUGCUAGCAAGGAAGAAGCAAAAGCUAUUAAUCAAACUUUCCUGACAUUGUUUGAAAAUAAAAAGAUUUUUGAUAUGUCAUAAAGAAAAACUAAGCCUUAAAAGAGUACCUAGCAAAUCUAGCAAUAGCUACCAGAUAGAAGAGGAAGCAUUAAAUAAAAUGCGAUAGAUGCUAGAUAAUAAAUCAAGAAUAAUGCUGCAAAAACUUCAAAUAGAAUUGCAUCAGCCCUUGAUACUUCUACAUCCAUCCAGUAAAACAGUAAAAAAUAAAUAGGCCAGCCUGUAAACAAACUAAGUGCUGUUGCUGCUUAAAAUUUAAGAAAUAAAGUAGGUGGUGGGGCUACUAACACCGGCAGAACUUAAGUAACUGAUAUUAACAAAAUAAUUAAAUCCCCCAGUAAACAGGACUUAAACUCUUCAAAACUUGGAUAGCAACCACAAAAAAGGCAGAUUGCAAAAUAUUAACCAGAAAAAGGUGGAAAUAACACCAAUGAUAAAGUCCAGAAAAAGGAUUCUCUUGGUAACUCUAAGUUUGUUUCAAAUGACGACUUUUUCUCAGAUGAGGAAGAUAUAUAGUAAAUCUAGAAUGAACUUGAGUUAAAAUAAAAGAUGGAAGCCUAAAGAAAAAACUUACUACUUGAAUAGCAAAGAAUAAAAUUGUAGCUUUAGGCUACUAAUUAGUAGAUUAACAAGGUGAAUCAAAUUGCACAGAAAGCAACUUAGAAGACAAAAGGAUAGAAUUCAGGAUAUAUGACUCAAUAAGAGUAGCCUGAGCCCAAAUCACAGUUCAGCGAUAAGAAUAGCUAGUUCAACGACAGAUAGUCAUAAAAAUCAGCUAAAACUCUGGAAUUUUUGUCAAAGUAGAACGAUUAUGAUGAUGUUGAUCUAAGCCAAGGCGUGGUAUAUGAAGUUGAGGAAAAAUCUGAUGAAUCCGAGCUGAGUGAGUAUGACAGUGAGGCAGAAGAAGAGGAGGAGGAUGAAAAUCUAGAGGCAGCUCCACUUAUUGAGCUUGAAGUUAAUCUAGAUAAUGGUGGUAUUGCGAAACUGUAGAUAUUUAAUGAGGAGAAAUUCGAAGAGGAUAUCACAGAAUUUGCCAACCAUCAUGGUCUCGAUGACAUUAAAAGGAAAAAGCUACUAAAGAUAGUGAAGCUUUAACUAAUUGAUAUGUUCAAGGAUGGCUAGUUUGGAGAUUUAGAUGAUAGCAAUGACAUGGCAGAUGACAAAGACAUUGAUCAGCUCAAUCAAGAAAUUGAGAGAGCGAAUGAGAAAGAUAAGGCUAACAAAACUUGA